Messenger RNA from Saccharomyces eubayanus, 234 nucleotides. RefSeq names its product Vma21p (gene VMA21). The transcript has a single exon. Lineage: Eukaryota; Fungi; Ascomycota; Saccharomycetes; Saccharomycetales; Saccharomycetaceae. Bases 1 to 234 code for a protein of 77 amino acids. The record is from RefSeq and is a predicted model, not a curated record. Gene Ontology annotation, biological process: vacuolar proton-transporting V-type ATPase complex assembly.
AUGGCCGUCGAUGUACCUCGUACUGUAAUCAAUAAACUUAUGCUGUUUACCGUGGCAAUGGUUGUACUACCUGUACUUACGUUUUUCAUUAUUCAACAGUACACACCAAACACCCUAGUCAGUGGAGGUUUAGCUGCUGCAAUGGCCAAUGUCGUUCUCAUCGUUUACAUCGUUGUAGCCUUCUGUGAAGAUACUGGCGAUUAUAAGGUUGAAAGCAACAAAAAAGAAGAUUGA